GCACAUCUGAAGGGUUUUGUUUUCAUUUUACAGUGUCGAUCACUAAUUGGAUUCUUCUGUCAAGGCUAAAUAUUUUUAAAAAGUGGAAAUUUUCUUUCGGACAUUAUGGCAUCCGAGGAGCAGCUUGCUUUAUCAAAUAUGAUAAAGGCUGUUCAUCAGUCGCUGCGGGACCUGUCCAAGUGUUCUGAUCCCUCCCAAGUUUGGGAACAGCAUGUACGAAAUCAAAAGGAGUUGGAUCGAUAUGCGACUGCGAUGUUUAAAUUGGCGACAUCUCACUGGGAUAAAACCAUGGAGACCACCAACAAGAAAGAAAACUGCCGCAUUCAAUGGGUGAUGAACGCCUGUCGGAACUACUUCUUCACCCGCAACUUGGCUAUCUACCGAGAUAAGGAUGAACGGGUAAUGAAAGAGAUGAACGAAAACUACGUGUGUUCCGAGGAACCAUAUCCAAUUGAGAAGAUAAAACUUCUGGAUGUUGGCAGCUGCUACAAUCCAUUCGCCGACUUUCCAGAAGCGGAUGUAACAGCCAUAGACAUCGCACCCGCCACCGACACCGUAAUGUACUGUGAUUUUUUGACGAUCCCUCUGAAGGAAACGCCUCCCUUCCAUAGCAACAAUCGCGUUGAAGGGCUCCCACCGAUGUAUUUCGAUGCCGUUGUGUUCAGCUUGAUGCUUGAGUAUAUUCCAACAUCCGGACAGAGGAUGCACUGUUGUCAGAAGGCUUACGAUGUGUUAAAGCCGGAAGGACUUUUGUUAAUCGUCACGCCGGAUUCGUGUCAUCAGGGAGCGAAUGCGAAGUUGAUGAAGAACUGGCGCUAUUCGCUUGGACUCUUGGGUUUCGCGAGGGUGAAAAUCGAAAAAUUGCAGCAUAUUACCUGUAUGGCUUUUAGAAAAUGUCUUGUGAAGGAAGUUUCACAGCAGUGGUGUGCUGCCAACCAGGAGGAUUAUAUGGAGCCGGCACUUUAUAUUCCACAGGAUUUCAACACGAAUCCCAUUGUGCUUGAGAGCGUUGGACAGCAGCGUGAAAGGACCACUGAAGAGGACAACGAUAUAAGCGAAAUGUUUGCUGCAAUGCCAUGCAGCGAUGUAGAGAUGAGUUGAUUUUAAGGGAGCUAAGCUUGCACAUUUCUAGAGGGGCGUUUCCUGUAUGAAGCGUUGACUCGCUGAUGAAGGAAAGUGCUGAAUACGAUGCAAUAAAAUCUAUAUUUCCUAUAUUUUACGAGAGCUCAA
Toxorhynchites rutilus septentrionalis is the source of this 1230-nucleotide messenger RNA. RefSeq names its product S-adenosylmethionine sensor upstream of mTORC1 (gene Samtor). Gene Ontology annotation, biological process: negative regulation of TORC1 signaling. Bases 106 to 1101 code for a protein of 331 amino acids. Lineage: Eukaryota; Metazoa; Arthropoda; Insecta; Diptera; Culicidae. The record is from RefSeq and is a predicted model, not a curated record. The transcript has 3 exons.